UGUCAACAAAGAGACUCUUAGGUGACGGUCCCUCACACAUCGCCCAAAGCCUGCAUCCGCAGUCGCCGCCAUGCAGAUCCCGUCGUAUGUGCGCUGGACUCAUGUCAUUCGAUUCUCUAACCAGUGCAUACAGGCCCGUCCGGCGCGACACGCCGGCCGAGUACACGGUGCCGCCGUUCCCGUCGCUCUUCUGGCCGCCGCAGGACUCGACCAUCAUCCUCUACGAGCUUGACGAGAUGUGGAAGUUUACCCUCUUUUGGACCCUUAUCCUCUAUGGUCUCUUCCACCUGGGAGCUGUCGGCGUGGCUGUGUUGAUGCAGGGCGGGAAGCGCAUGUCCAGCUGGAAGUAUCUCUGGCUGGUGCCCGUGGUCUACGCCCUCAUUGCCGGCGCCGAAGCUUUGAUUGCGGGCACCCUUGUGGGCCUAAUAGUGGGCGCAACCUACAUUGUCGGAAACUUCACCAUGUCGACAUGGAUCCCCUUUGUCUGGGGCUGGGUCAAUGUCCUGGUCCUGAUUGUGUCCUCCUUCAGGAUCCAAGGCGGGCUCUAAAGCAGACGACGUACUGUGCAG
Messenger RNA from Parathielavia appendiculata, 569 nucleotides. RefSeq lists its product as uncharacterized. NCBI's taxonomy places the organism in Eukaryota, Fungi, Ascomycota, Sordariomycetes, Sordariales, Chaetomiaceae. The transcript is spliced from 2 exons. The record is from RefSeq and is a predicted model, not a curated record. Bases 102 to 548 code for a protein of 148 amino acids.